Balaenoptera acutorostrata (minke whale) is the source of this 6250-nucleotide messenger RNA. It is a transcript of the gene MYLK4, whose product is annotated as myosin light chain kinase family member 4. The coding region runs from base 1021 to 2346 and encodes 441 amino acids. Gene Ontology annotation, cellular component: nucleus; cytoplasm. The transcript is spliced from 14 exons. Gene Ontology annotation, molecular function: ATP binding; protein serine/threonine kinase activity. Lineage: Eukaryota; Metazoa; Chordata; Mammalia; Artiodactyla; Balaenopteridae. Gene Ontology annotation, biological process: intracellular signal transduction; protein phosphorylation; positive regulation of apoptotic process. The record is from RefSeq and is a predicted model, not a curated record.
UGGGAGAGACGCGGGACGCGCCGGCGUGGAGCUGUGUGGGGACGGAGCAAAGGGAACACGAAGAUCCUCCCGAGUGGGAGUGAGUGUUCGCCUGGGCGGCGGCGGCCAGAAAUACGGAAAGAGAACCGCCCGUCCCAGAUUGUUGGCCUUUUACCCCAAACGCGCGCUCACACACGUGGUGUCUCACGGCCGUUUUGUAGUUAAACGUUAGAAAUGCGCGGGCAUCUCGAGGCGGCAUUAGGCUCCGCCGCGCGCGCCGCCCCCGGGCCGAGGGACGUCGGGUUGAGACUCGCGAGGGGUCUGGCCUGGGGCGACGGGAUGACCGUCUCUGGCACGCGUUCCUGCUUUUCUCUAAACUUCUCCUUCAGAAAUGUGCCACAAACCUGCAUUUUUGGUAUUUAGAAGAAGAAAAUAGAAGGGGAAUGAAAACGAAAGUGAGACAAUUUUAGAAAAGAAGGGACUUUCCUAAAUGUUGACGAAACUGGGAUGUUUAUUUAAUCUGCACAAGAACAUCUCCUUGGAACUUACUCAAACGCAAACCCCUAAGGGUUAAAUGAGCCUCUUCAUAUGAGGUGAUUUUACAAAAAGGAAUGCCUCACAAAGAACUACAAUUAGGUAAAAGAUGGUAUAAAAGGAAAGGGCAAAGGAAGUGUUUUUUUCAGUUGAUACUGGUUGUGAAGCAUGUGUCCCAACCUGCUGGCAAGUGUUGAGAAAACUGAAAUCUGACUUUCUGAUAGUUUUUCCAACUACGUAUGUUAGGCUCAAAAGUAGCAUUAGUAGAAAAGCCGGACUUGGCGUUCACUCUGAGCAGUGUAGCCGUCUCUGUCCUCCGCCCCAGAAUCACAAUUGGGAUGACGGAUUCCCUGUGUGUGGCUCAACUCUCAGAUCAGCCAUCUAUUCAGUGGCCACAAGAAAAGUCUCAGCCUGGUGCAGGUCCCGAGUGCUGCCGCAUAAUAAGCCUCCUAGUAUUAUCGGACCUCAGGCGUCAUCUUGCCCCUCGUAAUCAUACCCAAGAGUCAAAUGUGCGAGUCGGUGAUGAGGACUCUUGUUUCUCCUCCUCGCGGUCAAGAGGGGGGCAGACUCAGAAGCCACGCCUGCGCCCUGAUUUACAAGUCGGAGACAGAGGGGGACGAAAACCACACACCAGACAGGAACUUGGUCGGACUCACCACCACGAUGCUAAAAGUGAAGAGGCUGGAAGAAAUCAACACGUGUUACCACGGUGACCAGCUGGAGAAAAUGGCCUUUUUUCAGUGCAUGGAAGAGGUGGAGGAAGUGAAGUGUAUUCUGGAAGAAAGUUCUAGUGAGCAGGAUUCGAGAUCUGGGAAGAGUGAGGCUAAGGAGCAGUUGUGCUCACACCCCGGCCUGAAGGAAACAGCACCAGCCAAAGGCAAAAGGACAGCGCCUCCCACAGACGAGGCCUGGGCACCGCCUGCGCCGUUUGAUCACCGCAUCGUGACAGCCAAGCAGGCCGCCGUCAACAGCUUCUACACCGUGAGCAGAACAGAAGUCUUAGGAGGGGGGCGCUUCGGCCAGGUUCACAAGUGUGAGGAGAAAGCCACAGGUAUGAAGCUGGCGGCCAAGAUCAUCAAGACCAGAGGCAUGAAGGACAAGGAUGAAGUGAAGAAUGAGAUCAAUGUCAUGAACCAGCUGGACCAUGUGAACCUCAUCCAACUCUACGACGCCUUCGAGUCUAAGAAUGACAUCGUCCUGGUCAUGGAGUAUGUGGACGGAGGGGAGCUCUUCGACCGCAUCAUUGAUGACAACUACAAUCUGACCGAGCUUGAUACCAUCCUGUUCACCAGGCAGAUAUGUGAGGGGAUAAGACACAUGCAUCAGAUGUACAUCCUACACUUAGACCUGAAGCCUGAGAACAUCCUGUGUGUGAAUCGGGAUACUAAACAAAUAAAAAUUAUUGACUUUGGAUUGGCCAGAAGAUACAAACCCAGAGAGAAGCUGAAGGUGAACUUCGGAACUCCAGAAUUCCUCGCCCCUGAAGUUGUGAACUAUGAUUUUGUUUCCUUUUCCACGGACAUGUGGAGUGUGGGAGUCAUCACUUACAUGCUACUCAGCGGUUUGUCCCCCUUCCUGGGAGAUAACGACGCCGAGACCCUGAACAACAUCCUGGCGUGCAGGUGGGAUCUGGAGGAUGAAGGAUUUCAGGACAUCUCAGAGGAGGCCCGGGGGUUCAUCUCCAAGCUUCUGAUCAAGGAGAAGAGUUGGAGAAUAAGUGCAAGUGAAGCCCUCAAGCACCCUUGGCUGUCGGAUCACAAGCUCCACUCCAGGCUCAGCGCACAGAAGAGGAAGAAUUGCUGCUCUGAUGCCCAGGACCUGGUGGCCAAAUAGUCCCUGGAGGGCGCCCUCUUGAAAGGAAAACUGCUGCGGUUACUGCUGCUUGGAGAAGAUUUUUGGAAAAUUCAGCAGUUCUGAUGCCUUGACCCCUAAGGGGACUGGCGGCUCUGGGGGAGGGGAAGCCGCCACACUCAGAGAACUCUGAGCACCUCUGCCAGGCUCGCGGGGCCGGGGGCGCCCAGAGCUGCGGCCCAGGGGGCAGGCAAGCCUGCACCUCGCCUCACAGCCCACUCCCUGCAGCAGUGCACACCCCAGAAGACGUUUCCCUGCCAUCCUGAGCUUUAGAACUUUCGAUCUCAGUCACUGGGGCGCGGGGUGCAUUAUUUCUGCAAUUUCUCAGAUCCCUAGAGCAAUCAUACUGGAGAUUUAGUUGAGAUUUUAAAACAUGUUGGAUGCAGAGGUUAACUAUUAUAUAUAGAAUGAAUAGACAACAAGGUCCUACUGUAGAGCACAGGGAACUACAUUCAAUAACCUGUGAUAAACCAUAACAGAAAAGAAUAAGAAAAAGAAUGUAUGUAUAUGUAAAAAAAAAAAAACCACGUUGGAUACAUUUAGAGGGAGAAUUGCCUUUCAAAGCGGUGAGUACGGCGCCAGAAAAAAUUCCAAGUCUGGUGCGCACUUGACCGCUUAGUUUCUCAGACUCUAUUACUUGGCUUUGGUCUGAAAUCAGGUGAAUCCAAUUGAUAAGUAAUUUGCCUCCUGGAACAUAAGCUUCCUUUGAAUUCUGAGGCAAGAAGCAUCAGACAUUCUGUCUUCAUUUAUUCUGAAAUCCCCUCCAGGAGCAGCAGUGUCUUCUAAGCAGCAGAUCUACUUCCAAGCGAGGCACGUGUGUUGUCGCCCUGCACCCCGUGCUCUUCCGAGGGAAACUUCAUCCACAUGGGGCACACUGGCUUUGAGAGAUGGUGUAUGGUUAGUCUUUACAAUCAGGACCUUUGGAAUAGUGUUAACAGUCCCGAGAGCGUCCCUCAACCUGCCUGCAACAAGAAGAGAUGGGUCUGGUGGGUCCUGAGGGGGACAGUGCCGUGUUUCCUGUCAAAGUGACCCAGGUAAAUGCCAGCCCGUGUGAGGACCAGUGACCUCACCCACGUGGCGUCUCUGUGGCUCAGCCCCGUGCAGGGAGCCUUGGACACUGAAGGCCAGGGGCACCUCCGCUCACUUUGGGGAUGUGACAGUGGUUUCCAGUCGGAAGCGUCUUCUUGUUCCCGAGCUCGUGUGCCAUUUUGUCACAGACAUUCAACAGGGGACGUGAGCCCUGCUGCAGGAAUGGGCGUUGUUUCUUUACAAAGCAGAAGCGAUGCAGAGGGAUUACACGCCCAGCACCACGCCCGCCACUAGCAUCUUAAGCCUCCCUCACAUUUUCCACUUCCAAGUACCUGUUGUCUUGAGAUCAGCUAUAAUAAUGUCUUUAUUUUUAGCUUAAAUCGUUCUAGCCUGCAGUUGUCUCAACAGCGACAAAACAAAAUAAGAGCAGCUCGGGGCUGCCUGGGCCAGGGCGGACCUGACGUGCGUUGGCUUUUCCCAGCAUCCCACCGGUGAAUCCUCAUCGCCUGCCCACGGAUAACUACGCUUGCAACAUCCUUUUUCUUGUGUUUCAGGUACGGGGGAAGCAGAGGCAGAAGACGAGGUGUCAUUAGUUCAGGCCACACGCCAAUUUAUUGGUCGUGCUGGCUGUGGAAGGUCCUCCUUUCCGGCCUCUGCUCUUGCAUUACGAUGCAUCUCUUUCUUUCUUCCUUGGGCCUAUGCAUUUAUCCAAGGUUGGCUUCUCCUGUUCCUGUUCUGUGACUAUGUUUCAAAUGUUUAAUUUAGUUUCCUUAAAAUACACACACACACACACACACACACACACACAGCCCUGUGAUUGAAGUGUUAUGUUACCGCGCUAUCUUUAGCUGCUGGUAUUCAUCGAGUCUGGAAAAAUACAAGCUGGUGCAGGCUUAAUACUCAGCCCGCAGAGAGCUGGCAUCCACUCAAAUGCUGAACAGGACACGGGGGUCUGGUGUGUUCCCCUCCGGCCCGAGCAGGGGGCCUUUGCAGGGCGUGCAGAUCGCAUCCACCCCGGCUCACUUUCCCCAGGCCCUGCUGCACACACAGGAAGGGGAUGGCUUCGGCCAAAUGAAGCAGUGAUUUCUUUGCCAAAUUCAUUCACUGAUGACCCCACGGUCAGUGGGUGUGAUUUCUUUUUAGGGGUUUAGGAAGGAGACACUACUUUGGAAAUGGCUCUCCUUAGGAUUUGUAGCUAUAUUUCCACCUCGGAUGGGGACGUGUCCCCAUGCCAGCAGGGGGCCUUUUAUAUGGGAGCGGGGGAGAGUCUGCACUGCAGAGCUGAUUAUUACAGUCUGCAGUUACGGUGAAAUGGGAAAGUUUCGGUCUCCUGCUCGGCCGGUCCCCUCCCUCCACGCCUUGCAGCACGUGGCCGCUCUGAUGGGAAGCGGGCUUUGCACAUCGGAAGAAUCAAACCAGAUGCGAGCGUGGACCCGAGGAGCGGAGUCUGGCUGCACUGGGGUUAUUGUGAUCAACUUUUCCAAGAAGUCACGAGGUCUGGAGGCCGCAUUGCUUCUCCACCCUCUUAAUGGACGUGACAAUCUUGCUCACUCCCUUUAGGCCGCUGCCGUUUCUCCAGUAAGUGCAGGAAAUUAAGCACCAGUGGGGCACUUCCUGCUGCCUGGAGAGAAGUAAACUUCACAAGCUAUUAAGGAAAAAGCACAUCACAUUCGUAAUUCGUAAGAUACCAACGGUUACCCAGAAUCUGUUGCUGUUUAAAAAUCAGGGAGAAAAGAGCUCAUGCCCAAUUUGUGACAUAAAACCCUCUGGAAUGGAUUCUCACCUGAAUUAACUUGGGGAAACUCUGGGUUGAAGUUGGGUAACUCACAUCUGUUGAGUACCGUAGGUUUGCUUGUAGUUGCUUUCUGUCUGACUUGAUAUUAUUUUGCUUUCUUUCCUCAAAAAUGUAAACUGGCCUGGUGCACUGUCACGCUGCCGCAGACGCUGAUGUGAUGUGGUCUGAAGAUGUGUGAACACCAACGUUUUCACCGUUUUUAUGGAAAUUAGUGCAGCAAAUUUUUUUUCUUGUUUUAGAAUAAAGUAUGGAUUUUGUAUUAGGGAAACGAGCAAGGCUCUCGUUUUAUUCCUUUUUUGUCCUUCCGCUCCCACUACCCUGACCCCCCGCCCCCCGGUUGGGGUAGGGGGGCAAUAUCAGGCAUGAGCUUCUUCAGUCUGAAAUGUAGGCCAGUCGAGGGGACCUCAUUUGGAAACUGAUUUGUGACCUGGUAACGAGGGCAGGGCGGGGACCUCAGCGGCCGAGGGCGGGGGCUCAGCUCAGCUCUGUCCCCUGGAGACUCCAUAGUGGGUUCAGGGCGCUCCUCCAAGGCCGUGCCCUUCUCAGCAGCCAUGAUGCCACCCACUUUGCUUUUGCUCCAUCCUUUUAUUUUUUUACUUCUUUCUCUUUUUAAGUUAGAAUCAAAGUGCAUCUUCUUAUCCAUCACCGUGCUCCUCUAGAGCCUCUGUGAGAUGAAAAGUAUGUUUCCAAAAGUCAAGUUGCUUUCUGUCCUAAAGGAAACGUGAUGCUGCACUUACUGGAUGUGACUUCCGGGAUUAGGGUGACUUCCGUGCGUGGCAUGAAAUCUACAGCUUCUCGCCUUAGAGGGUCUGUGUAUUUCUCCCAGCUUCUGACGCAGUCAGGUGUGUUUUCCCUAAGCGGUCUUUGUAUGGGCAGUUUCACCUUCCGUGAAGGCUUCUAACUCACCCCCUACUGCCCACUCAAAGGAGCAGAAGAUGCCCUACACCCGCCUGGGCCUGUGUUGAGUCCUGUGUGCUCUGUAGUUGUUCUGGCUGAUAGACGCCAGCGAGCCCUUUGGAUGAGGUUUCUCAGUGGAGAUAAGAAAUAAAAACGGAGCCAUAA